AAUUGAAAUUAAAUCUCUCACUCGCUAUUUUUUUUAUUCUUGGUCGCUGCGUGGGAGAUCUAACAACAUCCCAUUUGACAGGGCGUCAGAGCUCAAAAUUUGAAUAAAUUUGCCACCUUUUUCUGACCAAUGAAAAUCGUUUCCGAGAUUUCUUUCAAUCCAAUCAGCGAUCGUUUUAUUACUGAUGUUCGGCUCGGCAUACAAAAUGGCGACGUCCAGUGAUUCGAGUGAAAUAAAUGAAGCGAUAAUUAAAAUUCUUCCUCAGUUCGGAGUUAAGGAGUUAAAAGCAGAACAAAUGAAAAUUUUGAAAUGUAUGAUAUCGAGAGAUGAUUGCUUGGCCGUUUUACCAACAGGAUUCGGCAAAUCCUUGCCUUUUCAAAUGUGUAUUCCUGUACAACGUGAAUUGCAUAUUAAUGACAUUGGUAAAAUAAUAGUGUGCUGCCCGCUAGUUUCAAUCAUGAAGGACCAGGUUGAAAGACUCCAGAAGAUACCAAAUCUUAAAGCAGUGUAUAUAGGCUCAAGUUCUGAUAUCAGUGAGGACAUGAAGGAUGUAAACAUCAUCUAUGCAUCUCCUGAGACACUGGUUGGAGAUCCUAUCUGCAGAGAAGUCUUAAAGACUUUACAUGUGUCCACAAUUGUCAUUGAUGAGUUUCACACUAUUGCAACUUGGGGAGAAGAUAUUGAUGGGAAACCAGCAUUCAGAAAAUGGUUCCAGCACAUAGGAGAAAUUAGAUCCAUAUGUCCCACUGCCAGUGUUCUCGCAUUAAGUGCAACAUGUACAUUAAAAAUAAGAAAGCGUGUAAUGAAUGCCCUAAACCUAAGCCCAGAUGUGACUGACAUUACAAUGUCACCCAACAAGGAAAACAUUAAGAUUGUGGUCAAUAAAGUUAACACUGAACUGGAGAUAGCUAUGUGCUGGCUUAUAGAUGGCUUGCAUAAAGAGAAGGAAAAUUUUCCUAAAACAUUAAUUUAUUGUACAUCAAUUAUAGACGUUUCUAAAAUGUAUAAAUAUAUGUCAAAUGAACUCCCUAGUUAUAUUGGAUACAUUGAUAUGUAUCAUUCAGAGAGUACAACAUCAAGAAAAGACAAGAUUUUAACGGAACUUAAAAAGCCAGAUAGUUCUUUACGAAUUAUCGUAGCCACCUCAGCACUGGGCAUGGGUGUUGACAUCUGUGACUGCCAAAACAUUAUUUUGUAUGGUGCACCGAAAACCACACUUGAUCUUAUUCAACAGAUGGGUAGAGCUGGAAGAAAUGCUAAACCUUCUUUGGGACUAAUUCUGUACAAUUCUUACAACAGUAGGCAUGUUGAUGUAGACGUUAAACAAGUGUACAGCAGUAAAGAUUGCCGCAGAACAGCUUUACUUCAACCUUUCUUAAAGAAAUCCGACAUGGAUAAAUUGAGAAGUGUAGAAACCAGCCACACAUGUUGUGAUCUUUGUGCUUUAAAAUGUAGUUGUGGAAUAUGUGAAUCUUUACCACUUGAAAUAAUGUUCACAGACACAUCAAAUAUAAGUGAAAGUGAAUCUGAUUCCAACACAGAAAGUUAUGACUGGGCUGAGUAUGAAGCUGAACUAAUGGGACUACCAGAUCUAGACAUUUGUGAUGAUUAAAAAAGAAUAUGAAUUGACAAAAGUAGUAAAUAAAUCAUGUAAAUAAAGCCAUUUUUUUCCAAAGUUAA
Messenger RNA from Mytilus trossulus (common blue mussel), 1680 nucleotides. RefSeq names its product probable ATP-dependent DNA helicase RecS. The transcript has 3 exons. Gene Ontology annotation, molecular function: nucleic acid binding; 3'-5' DNA helicase activity; four-way junction helicase activity. Lineage: Eukaryota; Metazoa; Mollusca; Bivalvia; Mytilida; Mytilidae. Gene Ontology annotation, biological process: double-strand break repair via homologous recombination. Bases 185 to 1612 code for a protein of 475 amino acids. Gene Ontology annotation, cellular component: cytoplasm; nucleus; chromosome. The record is from RefSeq and is a predicted model, not a curated record.